CGACGCCUGGAUUAUUGUUAGCAGUAGUUUUCAUGGUGAUGGCGCUUAGAUGGGAAGUGAUCUUCUUAUUAUUUCUUUCAAUCUACCUCUCGGAAAUAUUUUCAUAUGCAUCUGGAGCAGCACCUUGUGAGGAUCAUCACCCAAGGUGUGGCCAUUGGGCAUCUAGGGGAGAAUGCAAGAAAAACGUGAAGUGGAUGUCAAAGCACUGCCGAUCAACUUGUGGCCUAUGUGCGCAAGCUAAUGUUCAUGAUCUGUACAAACAAGCCAAAAUUGAGAUACAUGGAGCUUUUUUUCUGUUCUUUGGAAUUGUUGGCACAGUUGUGGUGGGAGUGUUCACUAAAAUACAUUUUGAAGGGCCAUCUUGUCCAAGUUCGGCAAAGAUGAGAGGGAAAACUGUGGUGAUAACAGGAGGAAAUACAGGCAUUGGCAAGGAAACAGCAAGAAUCUUGGCUUGGAGACAAGCCAGGGUCAUCAUCGUCUGCAGAAACAUCACAAAGGGCUUACAAGCUGCUGCAGAAAUCAUUGAAAACACUGGAAAUAGAAACAUAGAGGUGAAAAAAGUGGACUUAGCUUGUUUUAAGUCAGUACAAAGAUUUGCUGAAGAGAUAAUUGAGGAAGAAAAAAGAGUGGAUGUUCUGAUAAACAAUGCUGGCUACUUUGGGCCAUACUGUACAACAGUUGAUGGGCUUGAAAACACUAUUCAAGUCAAUUACCUUAGUCAUUUCUUGUUGUCACAUCUUCUCCUUGAUAAACUCAAAGCCAGUUCACCCAGUCGUAUUAUUAAUGUGUCAUCAAGGCAGCAUGCUGAGGUGUCACAAAUUGAUGUUGGCAAAGUCCUAUCACAAAAGAAGGAAGGUUAUGGAAUUAUCAAAGCCUACAAUAAUAGCAAAUUAUGCCAAGUUCUUUCCACCAUUGAGAUGAGCAAGAGAAUCAAAGGGUCAGGAGUCACCGUGAAUGUUCUUCAUCCUGGGGUUGUUGGAACUGAAAUUACAAGGAAUUUUAGAAUUCUUCAGAUGUGGAUUAUAAGACCACUCCUUUGGCUUGUGUCAUAUUUCUUUUUUAAAACACUGAACAGUGGAGCUCAGACAUCCAUCUACUGUGCAGCUGCAGAGGAACUCAAGGAUGUUUCUGGGAAAUAUUUUAAGGAUUGUGCAAUGGUUGAGUACAGUGAUUUGGCCAAAGAUGAAAAAAUAGCAGAAGAACUAUGGAAGGAAAGCAAAAAGCUUACAGGAUUAGACAAUCAAUGACCUCUUCAAUGGAAUCACACCAAGUUGUCUUUGUAGGAUGUUGUUUUCAAAGUUAUGUCUGUGCUUGGUUUUCCUCAAAGAGGUCAGUGCAGUUGUUUGUCUCUAGUUAACCCUCUAAGUUCUUGGAGCUGAUUCUUAAUUUUCCCUUCUGGCUGGCAUUCAUUUCAUUUUAAAUAAGUUAAGAGAAUUUGAUUCUUGAUUGAGAUUGUGCAAAUAAUUAGUAGCUGCAGUUUAAAAUUUUUAUCACUUUUGGGUUUUAAGGAUAAAAGUUUUCUAAACCUUUUUUUCAUUCAUGAAAACUAUUUGUGUAAUAUUGAUAGAAGGGAGAAUUGAAAAUAAGAUCUUAGGAGUUAAAUAAGUGAAACUGAUUUCAAGGGACUCAAGGGUUGUUGCCCAGUCAAAAAAGGGAAAUUGAUGCUUGUCAUGUAAAAGACUCGUGCUUCAAGUGCCAGUUUUCUGCUUGGUUAAUGUUGAACUGAAGACUCAUUGCUGAAAUAAUUAACAAUUAUUCUUUGAAAUCGAGGUGAAUAGUGGCUAAAUAUUUACCGUGCCACAAAGCGGUGCAGUAAAUAUUCCCAAAAGCCCCUAUUCACCAAGAUUGAAAAUAAUUGUUUUAGUAUAUACACACGAAGUCAUCUCAACAAAAUUAAAAGGAAGCCAUUUAAAGGCAA
Stylophora pistillata is the source of this 1918-nucleotide messenger RNA. Its product is annotated as retinol dehydrogenase 12. The record is from RefSeq and is a predicted model, not a curated record. Lineage: Eukaryota; Metazoa; Cnidaria; Anthozoa; Scleractinia; Pocilloporidae.